CCAAAUCCCAAGAAGAAGAUGACGAAGAACAAGAACAAUAAUUACAGCGCUUUUGCAUUUUGUUGAGAGCGGAGUUGCACGACAAGCUUGCAUUGGGAUAUACUGGUGAUUUAAAAUGCGUUUGAAUCUGGAUGCAUUUUGUAUACAGCUACGUGUUUCAAAUUAUGGUAAUUGAUCGUCUAGCGGUCCAGAGCUGAUUUGAUAGUCGACUGCUUUAUCUCAAUAGUGACUGCGGAGUCCUAUCCAUUACUAGACCAAGUCGAGACAUGACUAAUCCUAUGUUUUGGGACCAACUGCAAGCUGGAAGCUCCGAGGUGGACUGGUGUGAAGGCAAUUACCUUAUUUACCCUAGCAUUGCAGAGUUUUAUAACACGAUCAGCAACAUCUUGUUUUUUGUUUUACCGCCUAUAUUAAUGUGCUUGUUCCGCCAGUAUGCAACACAUUUCAACAGUGGAAUAUAUCUCAUUUGGAUUCUACUGGUUGUGAUUGGUAUUGGCUCCACAUACUUCCAUGCCACCCUCAGUUUCCUGGGUCAGAUGCUGGAUGAGUUGUCCAUCCUGUGGGUGCUCAUGUGUGCCAUCGGCAUGUGGUUCCCCAAGAGAUAUCUGCCCAAGAUGUUCAGGAAUGACAGGUCAAGGUUCAAAGUGGUCAUCGGCAUCUUGUCCGGGAUCACCACUGGUUUGGCCUUCGUUAAGCCCGUCAUCAACUCGGUGUCUCUGAUGACUCUGGGUAUCCCCUGCACCGUUCUGCUCAUUACUGAGCUCAAAAGGUGUGAGAACCCACGUGUAUUCAAGCUGGGGCUUAUCUCUGGGUUUUGGUGGGCUCUGGCUCUCCUCUGCUGGGUCAGUGACAAGAUCUUCUGUGAGAUGUGGUCCUCUGUCAACUUCCCCUACCUUCACUGUGCUUGGCACAUCCUUAUCUGCCUAGCCUCCUACCUGGGCUGUGUGUGCUUCGCCUACUUCGACGUCGCCACAGAGGCCCCCGAACGAGGCCCGGUCAUCAUGUUCUGGCCCAACGAGAAAUGGGCCUUCAUCGGAGUGCCCUAUGUCACUCUACUCUGUGAAACCAAGAAAUCUGACUCUGUCAAGGUGACAUAACAUCCUGAGGGCCCACUGAGCUUGGAGAAUUCCUCACUAUGAGGUGCUCCCCAAACAUGCACACAAAAUACGCCCUGAUGUCAGACAAUCUGAACAAUGCAUGUAGAAUGCUUUAAAAUAAAGUACCUCUAAAGUACUUCUCUGACAUGGGUGACAAAGUCGACAUAACGUGUCCGUUAUCGCUUCAAAAUGAAAUCCCCUCAAUAAUGCAAUAAUGUUUAUGCAACUUAGUGUCAAAGCACAAAUGUGUCCCGCAGUAAUCUAUUAAAGUGACAUAGGUGAGGUAACAUCAAUGCUAAGAAACUUACCAAGUUCUUCAUUAAUCAACUGCGAAUGUAAUUCUCAGGCUUUGUUGAGGUGAUCGUGAAUAAUUCAAUUUAGAGUAAGGCAGUAAUGUAUAUAUAGGUGUGUUGCAGUGUUUCUCACACAAAUGUAUUUUUUCAGCUCUGGAUCUACUAUUCAAAAUGCUCACUGCCCUUACAUUUUCAGGUAUAAUUGAGCACAAAUGGUGAGGACCUUGCCAAUGGUGUAUAUUGUGCCGUAUUUACAUUUACAGCGUGGCUGACUGAUUGUUAAUACUGUUAUAGACGUAUAUUAAUUAACCCCUUAGACUCAUGGGAAUUGACCUAUAGGGAGGAAUUGAAAUAUUUCUUACAGAAGAAAUAUGGAAUGCAUAACCAAGAUAGCAAUUAAAAGGGAACAGUUUGAUUAGUUAUUGGAAAAUUAUCACACUAAAGCUGAGGACACGAGACUGAAUCCAAACAUGACAUUUUUUGUGCAUUUUACUUUCAAUGUACUUUUCGCCGCAUUUGUUGAUAACGAAAUCUAAAAAUACUCUGGAUACAUUCAGUUACAUGAUAAAAAAAUAUUAUUGGAAAAUUUGGGUUAGGUACAACAUAAGACAAAAAAAAUGACAAGUGAGAGAUCUAAUUGGGGUUCCUAAGUGGCUUCUCCAAAGUGUGCACAGUUCCCAAAGUAAUUUCAAUGCACUUUUUAUGACUGAAAGAAGAGUCUUCAACGAUAAGGAGCUUUUUUUUCCUUCUCUCCUAGCUGUGCCGUUGAGGAACUAGAGCACGCACAUAUGUAGUUUUUUUGUUGGGAACACAGCCCUGCAUCCCCGUCUUUACACAAUUACUGUUGUUUACGCAAUCCAAAACCGGUCCAUUAUAAAUCGCAAUCUGGGUUAGGUGGGCAUAACGUGAAAGAUUGUUCUAUUGCCAACAUGACUAGCUAAAUCAUAAAAUAUGUACUCAGUGUUAGGCCUUCACAAGGCAAUUCAGAGAAGCAGAUAAUAAUUUUGGUGCGCAUAGAAUGGAGUCGUGUGCAUUCAGAUGCAUGGUCCGCUGCAAGUUUAUCCCGAUACAACAAAUAGGCUCAUUCUGUUCAGGACAACCCAGGGUAUAAUGAAUGCCAUGUCAUCUGUACAUCAAACAUGUAAUAUACAUGUUAUACACUAUAUUACUAUAUACACUGUAUUACUUGAGUUGAUAUGGUAAUGUGAAGUAGACUCACAGGUGUUUGGCUUGGUUGUAUGACAUUAGAGUGGUAUAAUCAUCCUCAUAAUUUAGAGCCUUUCCCUCACUCAGACAACAAAACAUUUGCUAAAGUUGCCCAAUUAUAGCGGGAGGGAUGAAGGCAACUUCUUGUCGCGCGCGGUGCUCAAGUUCAGAACAACUGUCAGUCAAAACCCAUACAGAGCUGUGAAGCUGAAAUCCUGAGGAAAUCCUGAGCUCUGACUCAUGUAUAGCAUGUUACUGUACAGCCAUUGUGUUUGAAUUUAGGCUCUUAGCAAUCUUUUUCCACACGUAUAUGGGUACGAAUGUGAAGCGUUAAGACUCUCUGUAUUACAGUAUUAUCUCAGUUAUUGCAUUAUCUACAACUAUAUUUAAGAGCAUUUGUAUUAUAUACUUUAAAAUGUAAGGCCGAAAGCAAACCAUUUUUUUUUCUCCCUGUUGAAGGCUCUGGAACACACCUUUUUGAAGUAAGAGGUGUUUAGCUGAUUCUUAUUUUAAACACUCAACCCCCCCAACCAUAGUCUUUACUGAAUGCGGAGUAUUAGAAGAGAAAUGUAAGUCAAGUCUCAGAUUGUCAGUUGUCAUGAAAAUGAGAGUAACAGAACUGAAAUGUAAAACACUGUCUCAACUGUUCAUGAUAGUGAAUUGCAACCAUAUAAAUACUCACAUAGGCAUAAAAGGGAUGGGUCAGUUACCAUAGUAAUUGUUUGCUGUUGAUGUCUUCAUGAUGCCUUGACAGCAAUAUUAUGCUGGUUGUUACGUGGAAAACCCUACUGAAUAGUUACCCACAUGAAGAGAACUAAGAUAGUCUAAACUAGAUAACAAGGGAGUGUUUGCACCUGUUAUUUUCAGAAGGGAAUAAGAUAAAAGCAACAAGAAUAAAACGCACAACUAUCUUAAUAUUUAAUCUACCUUUAGGACUAAAAUACACUUUUAUUAUAGGAGAUUCAUGUGCCAUUGAACAUUAGUUUUUAGUCCAGGAGUAGAUUUUCUCUCUUUCUGGGGGAACUGGCCCUUAUUAUUUUUAUAUUUCCUCCUGGAAAAUAAGUGGUUCAAAAUGUCACUGGUGCAAGUGCUAAACAACUCUGGAUGGCCAAUGAAGUAGGUCUAUUUAACAAAGGAAUUAAUAAUUAUGUUAUGAAUUUAAGUUGCUUUCUUAAUUGUCAUUUUUGUGCCAGAAUUGAUGUUUUUUUGUGUGUUUUUUUUUUUUACAUUACUUUUAGCCCUUAGAGAGAAACAUAAGGUAUACAAUGCAUAUCCAAUUGAGAGGCACUGUGUGUAGUGGCAAGCCUUGCGUGAAGCUAGUUGGCUUUUUCAAUAUGCCAUGAUCUGGCCUAUCACCAUGUAAGUGAAUUGAAAUUGAGUAAUUGAAUACAACUGCUCAACCUACACUACCAUUUGGAAGGUUGUUGGUUGGAGGAGGCAUAGCAAACACUUUUGACUCCAAUAACAGUUUUAUCACAAGUAAUUUAAUCUCAAAUCAAUUACCUUUUUGUGGACUCCAUUUAGAACUGUUCUGUUUUAAACUAAGCUAUACUGUUAUUUCUUUACACAGUCUGAUACAAUUGGUUUUGUAUACAAUUUGUUGGGUUGUGUGGUGUCAAAGUAUAGGGGCAAACAAGUGCAGGAAACAACUCUAUCCAGAGUCCACAAAGUGGUAUAUUUUGUAACUACAGUAUCUGAAGUAUUUUGUUUAUUCAAAUACAUGUUUAAAAGGAUGCAAGACAAAAAAACCUGAAGUAUUAUUAUUUUGGAUUGUCAACCAUUGUAGUGAGUCUUUUAAGGUAUUGUAUUGUAAAGGAAUACCUUAACAUGCAGUGCACUGUUUUAACAAAGGCAAAAAGAGCA
This is a messenger RNA of Oncorhynchus keta (chum salmon), 4459 nucleotides long. RefSeq names its product alkaline ceramidase 2-like. NCBI's taxonomy places the organism in Eukaryota, Metazoa, Chordata, Actinopteri, Salmoniformes, Salmonidae. Gene Ontology annotation, molecular function: hydrolase activity, acting on carbon-nitrogen (but not peptide) bonds, in linear amides. The coding region runs from base 267 to 1097 and encodes 276 amino acids. Gene Ontology annotation, cellular component: membrane. The transcript has 6 exons. The record is from RefSeq and is a predicted model, not a curated record. Gene Ontology annotation, biological process: ceramide metabolic process.